Molecule: messenger RNA, 4762 nt
Organism: Cricetulus griseus (Chinese hamster)
Lineage: Eukaryota; Metazoa; Chordata; Mammalia; Rodentia; Cricetidae
Source: RefSeq, a predicted model, not a curated record
AUGCGCUCCUGGGCGCUUCAUGCGCUCCUGGGCACGGACGGGCGCUUCAUGCGCUGCCACAGACCCGGCCCGAAGCACGGCGAGGCGAUCCGCAGACGGAUCGGUGCUUCACGCGCCCGAUCCCGAGCCGCGAGAGGGAACAGACGGGUUCUGCGGACCAAGAAAAAGCGCCGCCCACGAAGGGUCCAGAAAUCUGGGCACCCUUCCAACAUGGCUACCGCGGCGGGUGGCGCCGGCUGCCCGCCCCCUCCUCCCCCCAACAACAACAACAACAACAACAAGUCCAAGAGCCCCAGGAACGGAGGCAGGCGCCGCAGGAACCGCCGCCAGUCACGCAACAGCGACUCUGACCCCGAGCUCCAGGGAGCCACUGCUGACCCCUCAUUUUUCCUGGAUGAAGACUGCCUGGAGUACCUUCCUGAGAAGUUUGACGGCAACCCUGACGCACUGACUCCGUUCAUCGCCCAGUGCCAGGUCUUCAUGGAGAAGAGCUCCCGAGAUUUCAGCGUUGAUCGCACCCGCGAGGAGAAGGAGAGAAACAGCAAGCUGAACCUGUGCCUGUACUGUGGCAACGGAGGCCACUACGCUGACAACUGCCCCGCCAAGGGAAACAACAACAGGAAUUCACUCGGGAAACUCCCCGGCCCCGCUGUAGAGGGACGUGCAGCGACUGGGCCUGAACGUACAAGGUCCCCAACCCCCGAGGCUCCGACUUCGCAUCUGCAGGUGAUGCUCCAGAUCCAUAUCCCCGGCCGAAACACCCUGUUCGUCCGAGCUAUGAUUGAUUCUGGCGCCUCCGGCAACUUCAUCGAUCAGGAAUAUGUCAUCCAGAACGCCAUCCCUCUGAGAAUCAAGGAAUGGCCAAUCAUGGUGGAAGCAAUUGAUGGGCAUCCUAUAGCCUCGGGCCCAAUCGUUCUGGAAACGCACCACCUGAUUGUUGACCUGGGUGAUCACCGAGAAAUCCUGUCCUUUGAUGUGACGCAGUCUCCGUUCUUCCCCAUCGUCCUGGGAGUUCGUUGGCUGAGCACCCACGAUCCUCACAUCACCUGGAGCACUCGCUCCAUCGUCUUCAACUCUGAUUACUGCCGAUUCUACUGCAGGAUGUAUUCCCAAAUACCUCCUCCUAUGCUGCUGCCAGUACCUCAUCCUCCACACCUCCCCUUCUUCUACCACGUGGAUGGAUACAGAGUCUACCAGCCUGUGAGGUACUACUAUGUGCAGAAUGUGUACACUCCUGUGGAUGAGCACGCCUACCCGGGUCACCGGCUGGUCGACCCUCACAUUGAGAUGAUCCCCGGAGCGCACAGCCUUCCCAGCGGACAUGUGUACUCCCUGUCCGAAUCCGAAAUGGCGGCCCUGCGAGAUUUCGUGGACAGGAACGUGAAGAAUGGACUCAUGACUCCGACCGUCGCUCCCAAUGGAGCCCAGGUCCUUCAAGUGAAGAGAGGAUGGAAACUCCAAGUCACCUACAAUUGCAGAGCUCCCCACAACUGCACAGUCCAGAAUCAGUACCAUCGCAUGUCUCUUCCAAACAUGGAGGACCAGGCGCACCUGGCAACCUACGGAGAAUUCGUCCCUCACGGUCAUGGUGGAUACCACCACCACCACCACCACCCCCACCACCACCAUGCCCCGGCCUAUGCUACCUUUGCAGGUCAUCACCUGAUGUUCGCAUGGUACCCAGUGGGACGAGAUGUUCAUGGAAGAGUGAUCUUCAUGCCCUUUGUGGUCACCUGGUGUCCACACGGAUACCACCAUCAUCCUCUUCCAGUGCCCCAGUAUCCUCCUCCGCAGCCACCACCUCCACCACCUCCGCCACCGCCACCACCUCCACCACCUCCUUCCUACAGUACCUUGUAAAUAAAUACCUGUUCUCUGGAGAGCCUCCGCCCUCAACUUUCUCCUGUGUAGCUUCUCAAUCAAGGACUGUGUGCUACUGGAUCUUCAGGCCACCUCAGGCACAAAGGCACACGGGACUGAACUGCCAAUUAGUAAGAGAAGCUGAUGCAAACACAGGACAUGCUGAUUUCUUACAGAGGGGGAGGAGAGGAACACAGGACCUCGCCCGUACAAGGGACGGGCACCUUAUAAAGGAAGCCAGACUUUCUGGUGCAGCAUGGAAAGGCUUCCGUGAUUCUCUUGCUGCACCCUCUGAAACUUCACCAUCUUCAAACUCCAUCUUCAUGGUUCCGUUAAUUUUCAAGGAGCAGCAACUUGACUGGUUCUUGAAAAGGAAGUGCUUUCUUAGAUAGACUUGUGAGUGUGCCUUCAUGUUCUGGUGCAGAUCACAUGUACCCAAGAACUCUGGCGUUGACACAACAUCUUACCAUCAUCAUACCAGCAAAGUGUCUGCCUCCUUAUGCAUCUGGGCACCCUAUCAGCCUGUAUCGUGAGGAUGUUUAGAGAGGGGAAAUGAUUUUGCACCCAGAUGCACACUCCCAACAUAGAAGAUGUAUUUGAAGAAUUAGAGCACAGGACAUCAACUUGAAGAUACUGGCUUUUUAAGAAUGAGGUCUCUUGCUACUACCUUGAACAUUUGUCUAACCUCUUUCUGUUUGAUUCUUUGCUUCUGCCAUUAACCCUGCUGCAGGAUUUGUCUCCUUCCUGCCUGACUGCUGACUCCAUUUUGCUGCCAUGCAAGGAGAUGAAAGAGGCAGGUCUAACGGAGCAUGUGUUUCAGCACAGUCUCCAGUUGCCAAACACAGUUUGAGCAGUAGGACACAACAUGGUUUUUUUUUGUCUUCAUGGUGAAGUUUCCUUUUCCAUCCACAUGAUCUCUCCCUUAUCCUUGCAUGUUUAAGUAGUUUAGUAGUUUUGUUUUGUUAAGUAUGUUACUUUCAAGUGUUGGCUAGGCUUUCAGAAUUUCCAUUGAAUUAUAAAGUACUAUACAUACACCUACAAUCUCAAAUCUAUCAAUUGGGUCUUUAAAAUUCACACACACACACACACAAAAGGAUAUGAAAUUCAAAAAAGAAACCUAAUUGGCUAUUGAUUCUUGUUCAAUGGGAUCAGAAAGCUCGUCGUCAAUCAUCAUGUGUUUUACAUUAAUUACUUUUAAAUGGUGCAUUUGUGCUUCUGAUUUUUGUGAAGCAUCACUUCAGUUUACCUCAGAACUCAAUUCCAUCCUUCAUGCAUUUUUUAAUUGAUUUGAUCUUCAAGCUGCAGAGUGCCUAGGAAUGGGCCAUCACCUGCAGCCCUGGCAUAGACACACGGACAUUUGCCACAACUGCAAGCGAGUAUUUGGAGAAGCUGACCAUAGCCGUCAGGGAGGACAUGCUGGUGUGACAGCUCACAGCUUCACAGACAAUAUCCCUGACACACAUUGGAUUGUUUUUUGAAGCUUGCCAGUGACUUUCGGCAGUGUGUACUAUGCUCUGUUCCUAUAUAUACUAGCUAUCAAUGUUAGGCGUUAAGGAUAAGUACUCUUCAAAUUUAUAAUGCUGAAAUUUUGUUAAGUUUCCUUUUGUUUUUUAGUUUGUUAAGUUUCCUUUUAUUUUGCUUCUGUUGAUCAAAUUUACACUAAUCGUUCCUUUUAUUAUUUUUCUUUUAUUUGGCAUUUCCAACAAAAUAUGCCUUUAUUCAUUUAUUAGGAAAGAAAGAUAAGUUGGAAAAGGAGGAGAAUACAAACUGACAAAAUUAGCUAAUUGGCUGUCGUCCCAAAUUUUUAUUUUUCAUUAAUGAUGAAGGGGAUGUUCCUAUUGCUGGUCAUGAAGGUCAUCAUGAAGGGUCAGUUUAGUUUGAACCUGGAGGCAUUUGGCGGAGAUACUAAUUUGAGAUGGGCAUCUGUAUGGUGCAGUCUAGAAUUGUGUUUAAGUUUGCAGGUACCUCUUGGACUCCUGAACUGAUCUGGCUGUCACACGUCGUCGACAUCCCACAUCCCACCCAGUUACCAGAUUGACAACAGAGAGCACCGUGUUGGAGAGGCCGGAGCUGUCAUGAAGGACCACCUGCGGAAGAGAAGUGUCUGCAGGAACCGUACUACAUACUCAGCUGGAGAGGGAACACGCAUCUGAUGAGAAUGGAAGCUUUGGUUGUUUCAGAUUGUAGAAUGGUUUUUGAGUUGGUUUUGAAUAUUGCAUUGUUUUUCUUUUCUUCUAUAGUCAAUUAAGUAAUAGGGGAUACAUAAUCAUUAAAAAUUUUAGGCUGGGAGGGAUUAUUAAGUAAUUUAGGUGGGUGGGUAAGUUAGGGGAUAAGUUAGGAUAAGAUAAGAUAAGAUAAGAUAGGAUAAGUUAGGAUAAGAUAGGAUAAGAUAAGAUAGGAUAAGAUAGGAUAAGAUAGAAUAAGUUAGGAUAAGUUAGGAUAAGAUAGGAUAAGUUAGGAUAAGAUAGGAUAAGUUAGGAUAAGAUAGGAUAAGAUAAGAUACAACAAGAAGUGGACACGUGUACUUAUUUGUCCCUCUAACCCUCCCUAACCUUACCUUAAGAUUCUAUUUAGGGGGGACUGCAGGGAAAUCAACAUUUUGAUGUGUGAAUUAGACAUGGAUAAAAUUGUAAUGAAAUUUCAAAGAUGAUUGGAUUAAUCUAAUAAAGGCUCUAGGAAAUUAACUCCAGGGAUAGAUUGUGAGUAAAACCUUGAGAGAGUUACCAGAUGAUAGAUAUCAUUUGAGAAACUGUUGCUGGAAUAAAGUUUGUAAUGCCAAAUGAUAAAUAUUCUUGGAAAUUGUAAGAAAGUGAUGAAUAAAAGCAUUGUUAUUUCCUUGUCAGUAACCUCUUUCUAUUCCUUCCCCUCCCCUUCCCUCCCCUCCCUAACCCAUCCCCUUUUU